AUGGAGAAGAAAUUGGAGCAGGGAAUUUCAUUUAUCCGAAAUUUCGCUGAAAAGUAUAAAGAGACCAUAUUAGAACGUUUAAAUCCAAAGACAGUAAAAACCAUUAAUAAAAAAAAAAAGAUGAAAAAAACAAAAUAUAUAUUUAAAAAUGGUGAAAAGAAAAGAAGUAAAAGCUAUAAAGAAGAAAAAAUGAGAAAACUGGAUAACUAUUUAAUUAGUCAAGAAAAAGCAUUAGAUAUCCAAGAAAAUUACACAAUUUUCAAUAAAUUUAACACACAAUCCAAUAAUCUUUUUUAUAAUUCCAUUGAUAAUAAAGUCUCAACUUGUUUAAAAAAGAAUAAAUUUGAAGGAAAAAAUGAUGAAAAAAACUGUACAACAAUUAAUGAUAAUUUCCUUGAUUCAUUGAAUUCUCUUGAAUUUAAAAUUAAACAGGAAAUUCAAGAAAACAAUGAUUUAUUAUCUCUUCAGAGACUUAAAGAAUUGAGCCAAAACAGUAAAGAGCUAUCAAAAGGAAAAAAGUACUUAAGCUUGAAAAGAAUACCGCAUUCGAAUGAUGAUGCAAGGGGAACAUUUAUAAAAACAAAAAAUUUGAAUAAAGAACAAUUAGAUGAUAGAAAUACAAAAAAACAAAAAAAAACAUAUAAUUUUGAAUAUGAAAAAACUUGUAAUUAUUAUAAGAAAUGUAACAGUAAUCCUAAAAACGAAAUAAAAAAAAACUCUGAAUGCAAAAAUCGUAACGAAAUAAUUUUUACCAAAUGUGAAAAUAGAGAUAAAGAAAAAAAAACUGAAGAAAUAGACAUGCUUAUUAAUGUUACCUCAAGAAAAGUAACCGAUGAUAUAUUAUUCAAUAGUAAUGAAUUAUCUCUAGGAGAUGGAAAAAAUGCUUUAGUAUUUGGAAAAAAUAAGUUUGAAAAUAUUAAAAAAAUUUUCCAAAAUGUAUUAAUAGAAAAUAAACAUGAUAAAAAUAAUAAAAAAGAAAUAUAUGAAUGCAGUAUAUCAAACAAUUUUGAUAAUUUUAUAUCAUAUAAUAAAAUUAACAAACAAAAUGAGGACACCAAUAAUAAUAUUUUAAAUAAAACAAAUCAAAUGCAUAUAGAUGAAUGCUCUAAUGAAUAUAUAAAUAAUCAAGAUAAUACUUUAAUGAAUUUUGAACAAAAUGAUAAUAAUAAUAAUAAUAAUAAUAACGGAAACGAAAAUACUGUUGAUAAUAUUCAGGCAAAUACGUCUAAAAUUAACGUGGAAGGAAUUAAAUCUUCUCAUAAGGGAAAGGACUCGGAAGAAUUUAAUAAUUUAUUUAAUGGAACACCACCAAUGAAGGAAGAUAAUUGUUUUGAUUUGUUUUUUAAUGAACCGUUAGCAACUCCAUCCAUAUUUCACAUGUGA
This is a messenger RNA of Plasmodium malariae, 1383 nucleotides long. RefSeq names its product conserved Plasmodium protein, unknown function. NCBI's taxonomy places the organism in Eukaryota, Apicomplexa, Aconoidasida, Haemosporida, Plasmodiidae. The record is from RefSeq and is a predicted model, not a curated record. Bases 1 to 1383 code for a protein of 460 amino acids. The transcript has a single exon.